Paramecium pentaurelia is the source of this 582-nucleotide messenger RNA. The record is from the annotation of a GenBank genome assembly. NCBI's taxonomy places the organism in Eukaryota, Ciliophora, Oligohymenophorea, Peniculida, Parameciidae.
AUGUAACAAAGUAUCACUUUCAAUUAAUUCAAUACUGACGAUGUUGGUCCUUGGUCUGAUAUCAAUCAAAAUUAUAAAGCAAUCUUAGUAGAGUUUAACUAGCAAUAACCUACUCUGUAUUCUAGUAAAGAAGAAAAGAACAAAUUUAUAACAACCAAAACUAGCUAUACAAAGUUAAAUAAACAAAAUGUUACUACUACAUGUAGUGAAUUUCCAAUUAGAUGUAUAAGAAAUAGAGUCAAAAGCAUCGAUUAACCUUAAAGAUAACUCUUAAAAGUAACACCUGUUAAAUAAUUUUGUGAUUUCAGAUUGUCUAAAGAAUUAUUGAUCUAUCGUAAUACAGCUGAUUUUCCUAAGCAUAAUUUACCCAGAAAUUUCUUAUCUUUCUAGAGAUUCAAAAAGUCAAAUGAAAGAAAAAAGACAUUAAAUUUUUCAGAAAUUAAUCCAUAAUUGUUAUAAAUGCAAAUGUAAAUCAAAAAAAUGGAAGAAAUUGUUUAACAAUAAAAAAAGUAUUCCAGAGAAAUAGGAGCUAAAAGAUUGUCAAAUCCUAAAUUUUAGACCUUCCUAAGCACUCUAUACUGA